CUGCUUGUCCCUACGCAUUUGGCCGGCGGCUUCCCCGGCACGCUCAUACGGUGCUUCCGGGCCCCCGGUCCUGCAAGGCCGUCUGGGAGUUGUAGUUCAGACUCUUGCCCGAACUCCGAAGUCCAGCUGCGGCUAGGAGGUCAGAGGCCGUCCCCCGCCUUCGGUGCUUGGCUUGGAGGAUGGAUCCGGGGUCCGGGGCCGACGCGGCCCCGUUGGCUGGUUUGGCCUGGUCGUCGGCCUUGGGGCCCCCGCCGCGGGGGUUCAGUGCGAUCUCCUGCACCGUGGAGGGGGCGCCCGCCAGCUUCGGCAAGACUUUCGGGCAGAAAUCCGGCUACUUCCUGUGUCUCAAUCCUUUGGGCAGCCUAGAGAAUCCACAGGAGAACGUGGUGGUCGAUAUCCAGGUCCUGGUGGACAAGAGCCCCCUUCCGCCGGGAUUCUUCCCGGUCUGCGACCCCCUGGACUCCAAGGCCUCCGUGUCCAAGAAGAAACGCAUGUGUGUGAAGCUGGUGCCCUUGGGGGUCGCGGACACAGCUGUCUUUGACGUCCGGCUGAGUGGGAAAACCAAGACGGUGCCUGGAUACCUGCGAGCCUCUGACUUGGGUCAUCCUGCCUCCGCCAGCAAGGGUGGCUUCCCGGAGCGGACGCUCUCGAGGCUGGGCUCUCGGGCGUCUACACUUCGGAGGAGCGACUCCCUCUACGAGGCCUCCAACCUCUACGGCAUCUCAGCCAUGGAUGGGGUUCCCUUCACGCUGCACCCCCGAUUCGAGGGCAAGAGCUGUGGUCCCCUGGCCUUCUCUGCCUUCGCUGAUCUGACCAUCAAGUCACUGGCGGACAUUGAGGAGGAGUACAACUACGGCUUCGUGGUGGAGAAGACGGCAGCUGCCCGCCUGCCCCCUAGCGUCUCUUAGCCCCUCACCGGCCCCAGGGAAGAGUCCCCUGCCUGACAGCCCCGGACCGGCAGCUGCCCACCGCAUUGAAUCUUGGGAGCCUUGGCGGCGCAAGGCAUUAUGGACCCUCCGCCACCCAGCGGAGCAGCAGCCCUGGAGGAGGGGCUGGGAGCGGUCUGCUUGGUGAUGGGUCUCCUGCCCCCCGGGCCGUGAUGGGCAAGGCAAGGGGUAGGGGCUGGACGGAAACCAGUGCCUUCAAGUCAUUUGUGUCAAAACUCGCUGGUGCCUGGAGGCCACGCGGGCGUCCUCCCUCCAGGAAAUAAAACACCACGCUGUCCGGGCCGUCUGUAGUCUCCAUUCUGACUGUGGGUCUCUGUGGCUCGCAGGAGCCAGGGACGGACGCACACCCAGCAAGCGGGUGAAAUCCUGGAGGGCAGGGGGCGCUGCCACCACUCCCAUUCUACAGAGGGAGAAACUGAGGCUCAGCGAGUGCCUGAGCCGGGAUUCCGAAUCACAGAGGAGACCGGGUCCCGCCCCUCCAUCAUUGCGCAUAACAGUAAUAAUAGUAACAGCUACCGUUUAUACUUCGAGGACCUUCUCACCAACACCUGAUGUACAGUAUCUCAUUUAGUCCUCCCCCAGCUCAGUGGGAAGCCCUGGUUGCGUGGCCAUUUCACAGAGAGGAAAACCGAAGCAGGAGGCGGCUAAAUUCACAGCUGGGAUUCCAACCCAGAGCCUGCUCUCUUAACCACCAAGCUGUUCUGUUCUGUGCGUCCCUUUUCCUCCGCUGUGUGGUAGACACAAACGGUGGAUACUCAUGAAUUGCGGUAGUUACCUCUUGUAAAGUAGCGUGAAAACUGAAUUAGGAAAUACUGUAUUCCUCGCGGAGACACAGGUAGGUUUUUGUAAGUCACUAGUCACAUUUUGGUCAAGUAAUCAAUACAUAACCUUGUUUUCUGUG
Molecule: messenger RNA, 1848 nt
Organism: Globicephala melas (long-finned pilot whale)
Lineage: Eukaryota; Metazoa; Chordata; Mammalia; Artiodactyla; Delphinidae
Gene: MVB12A
Product: multivesicular body subunit 12A
Biological process (GO): viral budding; receptor catabolic process; endosome to lysosome transport via multivesicular body sorting pathway
Cellular component (GO): cytosol; ESCRT I complex
Source: RefSeq, a predicted model, not a curated record